CGUGAACUACGGCUAGAGAGAUGGUGGCGCACAUGAGCGAAGGCCUCCCUCAACCUCAAGCGCGACUAUAUAUUUCCUGCUGGAGCAGCAUCUAUACUCCAACACUUGCCUUGCAUUGUUAAUGCGUGCGGCUGCAGCGGGCAUAGAUCGAAUAUAAUUGAGAUCGUCAAUGCCUUCCACAGAAUCGGCCGCCGGCGUGGCCUGGGACCGCCGGCGUGAGCUGCAGGCGUUCGACGACACCAAGGCGGGCGUCAAGGGCCUCGUGGACGCCGGCGUCACGGCCCUCCCGCCCAUCUUCCGCCACUCGCCGGAGUCCCUGGAGAGCAUCACGUCCUCAAACCAUGUCGCGGGGGCCAUCCCGACCGUCGACCUAGCGGCCCCGCGACGCGAGGACGCGGUCGCCCUGGUGCGGCACGCGGCCGGGACGGUGGGCUUCUUUCAGGUGGUCAACCAUGGCGUGCCGGCCGAGCUCAUGGCCGGCAUGCUCGAGGGGGUGCGCCGGUUCAACGAGGGACCCGCCGAGGCGAAGCAGGCCAUCUACAGCAGGGACCAAGCUCGCAAGGUGCGUUUCGCCUCCAACUUCGACCUCUUCUCGUCGGCGGCGGCCAACUGGCGCGACACCCUCUUCUUCCACCUCGCUCCGGACCCGGCACCUUCAGAAGAGCUGCCCGAGGCUGUCAGGGAUGUGGUCACGGAGUACGGCCACGCGGUGACCAAGGUGGGGCUGUCCGUGCUGGAGCUGCUGUCGGAGUCCCUUGGCCUGAGCAGCGACCACCUGCGCGACAUGGACUGCGCGGAGAACCUCAACGCCGUGUGCCAAUACUACCCACCGUGUCCGGAGCCGUAUCUCACUUGGGGCACCAAGAGGCACACCGACCCGGGCUUCCUCACCGUCCUCCUGCAAGACGGCAUGGGCGGCCUCCAGGUGCUCGUCGACGGCAAGACCUGGGUGGAUGUCCCUCCCGUGCCCGGCGCUUUCAUCAUCAACAUCGGCGACCUUCUUCAGCUCGUCAGCAAUGACCAGUUCAGGAGUGUGGAGCACCGAGUCCUGGCGAACAAGAGCAAAGACACCGCUAGGGUCUCUGUGGCGUCCUUCUUCAACACCAACAUUGAGAGAUCGACGAGGUUGUAUGGCCCCAUCACCGAUGGACGCAACCCCCCGAUCUACAGGAGCGUCACCGCUAGAGAGUUCAUCGCAACGUUUAAUCGCAUAGGCCUUGAUGGUCGCUCGCUCGACCAGUACCGGUUGGACCGGGAUACUCCCACACCUGCCGUGGAGGGGUGUGAAUGAAGCGGGCAUUUCCGUUUCUUUAUAAUUUAUUUGCAAGUUUAAAUUUAAGCAUUUUCAAAUAAGGGAACGUACUCGCUUUCUCAACUAAAGUGUCAGAACCGUGGACAAAAGUCUCUCGCUCCACCAAAGUAUGAGCAGCACCACAAAAGUGAGAGACUGUUGGAAAGAUGCCCCAGACGCAAUAAUAAAGUUAUUAAGUAUUAUUCUAUUUUUUUCA
This is a messenger RNA of Triticum aestivum (bread wheat), 1508 nucleotides long. RefSeq names its product DIBOA-glucoside dioxygenase BX6. The coding region runs from base 170 to 1291 and encodes 373 amino acids. NCBI's taxonomy places the organism in Eukaryota, Viridiplantae, Streptophyta, Magnoliopsida, Poales, Poaceae. The transcript is spliced from 3 exons. The record is from RefSeq and is a predicted model, not a curated record.